Molecule: messenger RNA, 918 nt
Organism: Aspergillus alliaceus
Lineage: Eukaryota; Fungi; Ascomycota; Eurotiomycetes; Eurotiales; Aspergillaceae
Product: RNA-binding protein
Exons: 2
Coding region: 118-579 (153 amino acids)
Molecular function (GO): RNA binding
Source: RefSeq, a predicted model, not a curated record
AGCGAAAGAGCGUGAACUUUGACGGGGGCAGAGAGCCCUUUUUUUUCAUUAGCUACAACUUUGUGGUUCGAUAAGCUCCCCGGAGGCAACACCACCGAGCUUUCAACCAGACACACCAUGAGCGAGACAGCGCGCUUGAAAUGUACCGUCUAUGUGGGGGGUCUCGACCAGGCGGUUACUAUGCAGACACUGGCCGAGGCAUUCGUUCCAUUCGGCGAAGUCGUUGAUAUUACCCUCCCAAAGCCCGAUGUACCAAACUCAAAUGAACUUCAUCGAGGAUUUGGUUAUGUCGAAUUUGAUGUUCCUGAAGAUGCGAAAGAAGCAAUCGACAACAUGGACGGAAGUGAGCUCUACGGGCGUACGAUAAAGGUUGCAGCCGCCAAACCACAGAAGGAUAGCAAUGAAGGUCUAGGAAGCAAGACAGCGAUCUGGGAACAGGAGGGCUACCUGGCCAAAUACGCAGUCAAUGAGGAAGAUAAGUUGGCGGCAGAACAGGCUCAGACGACAGCCAACGAUCGUUCUCACGACCCAAUGCAAGGAUUAGAAGAGCUGGACGUCGCUGGUCCGAAGCCCGAAUAAGUUCUGAAGACUCCAAGAUCAUGAAACAGGAAGCUGUGCGACAGUAAUAUCGCAAUAUUACCCCAUCAGAACCCUCUGUUCAAGCCGUACUAUAUACACGCGCUCCAACCAUGAGCCUGAGUAUUGUUUUUGAAAUUUCAAAUUCUUCCGCGACAUCAACUCUCCCGUGAAUAAUACAGACCGCCAACAAAAAUCACAUAAAAGGAUCGCGAUUGAAAUUGAAAUGAGGUAAUACAUUUUAGUGCUCACGGUCCUCAGGGCUGUUGCGGGAAAGACGCAGAGUCUUGUCAGUCAUGAGCUUCUUGGUGCUGGAGUAGAUGGCAGCUCCAACAGCGACGC